AUGAUGAGUCCCGGGAUGAUGGAAUGGGUGCUCGACUGGGGGUUGAUGGCAAUGCUGGAUGUUGUUCCUUCGCUCCUCUCGCCGGAUCUCGCUGCAAUCUCAUCACGGGAUCUUGGAACGACCGUGAGAUCCCACGCUGGCUUCAACUUCGGCUUCGGCUUCGGCCUCCCUAUUCUUCUCGCCAUCGCCAUCGCCGUCGCCAUCGCCAUCGCCCUCACCGUCGCCGUCGCCGUCGCCCUCGCCGUCGAUUGCCUUUCUGCCCAGCCAAUCUUCCCAUCUGUUCUCGCUCUAGGGACCGUUUACCUGUUGCUGGCCUCCGCGGUCACGAAUAAUCCAGCUUCAAUGAUUUGGUAUCUGCUGUACCCAUUUCGAGGAACUACCGAGCCACCCAAUCUCGACAAUAAACACCCUCUCCGCUCCGCCUUCACGCGAUAUGGAAACCAUGCAGCGCGUCACCCUGCCAUCACCCUCCUGGUAUCCGUGGCUACCGCUGCCAUCCUCAUCAUUCCAUUCCCGUUCCUCUAUACCAACAACUUCGUCAAUGGGGCGUCAAACCUGCCGCAUCACGUCUGGACAUCUGCCCAGCCGUUCGAGGGGAAUGCUGCUACCCGCCCGGAUGUGGUGAUGCGAUCGGUUUGGGUACACGGGAGCUAUAUGAAGGCGUUGGAACCACACGUCCUUCUGAGCGCUCUGGAGAUACAGGACGAGCUGCUGGGCCCUACGAUCAACUUCAAUCCUCGGAGACCGCUGGAGCAGUUUGGGCCGAUCGCCCCCAGUGCGAGAUUGACGCCGGACAUGCGAGAUUCGCUCCACGCGGUCCAUGGGCUGAGCAAUUCCUCCUGGUUCUUCCACUCCCCGCUGCAAUACUGGUCGUGCGACGGAGAGAAGAUCGCGGGGGACAGGGAUAUCAUCCUUACGGUGAACGAACACUGUCGCCAAUCCACGUCUGUCAAUGUGACUUUGCGCCAUUCCAUCGUGUUCAGCGGGAAGCGUUUCGAGGACCAUCGCCUGGUGGCGGCGGAUGCGUUGGUCAUCACGCUCGUGCAUAUGCUCGAUUCUCCUGUCGGGAGACAGUGGGAGAGACAGGCGGAAGAUCUGGCUCUCAAGUCAGGCGGCAAGUGGCGGAUAUAUCCCGAAAAUGGACGAUCCUGGACAAGCACCUUGUACGAGUUUCGAUUUCAACCACUUUCCUUGAAGGACGAUAUCGUCUUCGGCGUAAACUACUUCGUGAUUACUCUCUACUUCCUAUGGCGUAUUUCGAAGCUGCGCGCUUUGAAAUCCAGGCUGGGACUCCUGCUAGCCGUCCUCUCUCAGAUCGGCGUCUCAAUCAUGUCGAGCUUCACCAUCUGCGCAGUCCUGAAGAUCGACCUCUCCAAGAUUCCACGAGGACUGUACCCUCUCGUCAUUCUCGUGAUAGGGCUGGAGAAUAUCUUCAGGCUCAUCAAUGCUGUCAUUACCACGCCGUCCUCAUGCGCGACUCCCUUCAGAAUUGGGGAGGCGCUGGGGCAGACCGCCCAUGUCGCCAUUGCUGGUGCCAGCCAGAACCUGUUCAUUCUGUGGGGACUCUCCAAAUACGUCUCGCCUCAUAUCAAGGCCUGCUGUACGUUCGCCGCCUUCGCGCUCUUGUUCGACUUCUUUUACUUGUUGACCUUCUUCACGGGCGUUCUCAGCAUCGAUGUUCGCAGAACGGAGCUGGGCGAUUCGCUUAACAGUGCUGCGACACUCAGCCGGCCCACGUCUCCGCAAACCCAGCCGAAACAGACGUGGAUGGGUGGUAUACUAAGAGCAGAGUCAGCCUUCUCGACACGGAUUGCGGGUACUAUUGUUAUGACGGGCUCCAUUCUCAUUGCGCAGUGGCACUUUUUUGACAGCGAGACCUUCUUCCAGACCGUACUCCGCAUCUUCCGCGUCGCAAAGCCGCAAGCCCAAUUGCCUCGCUCGUCGCAAGCGUCCCUCUUGUCUGUUGACAUCCAUCAAGCGAGAACGCCAACAGCCUGGCUCCGAAUGCAAGAUCAUAAAACCGCAUACGAAGUGAUCCAAGUGGUCAAGCCACACGCAAACAGCUACAUAGCUCGGGUCCAUGAUCCUCUGAUUUUCGUCCUAGAUGGAUCGGAUAGGACGCCGAAUCAAUUUGGAGUACGCCCCUUUCUGCCCGCCGCUUACGAUUUCGCACGGAACCGCAUGGGGGUCUUCAUCAUGACGGUCCUUGUCCUGGUCGCUGCUGUUUCGAUGCUGAUGAAUUAUCUUCUAUGGGACGGCGAAUCGCCCGAAGGGGAAAUCGAUGCUCGCCCGGAAGACGAGCCCCUCCUGAACGUCAAGACUCUACCCGCCGGUCACAACCUAGAUAUUGUGCUCUUGACUGCUUCACGUGACGGUGUGCUAGCGUCGGUGGGCCUGGAUCGGCUCGUUCGGAUUUGGGAUCUGCGCAGAGGCGUUAUGAGCCAUGUUGUUCAGGACUACGACUCUCCCGUCGAUCCGUUUCCUGUCGUCGCCAUCGCCAUCGAUCGGGACUCGAAUUGGUUGGCACUACUCUCCGGUCGCGAUCGUGUGUACACAUGGAACAUCCCCGAGCGACGAUGGGGACCCUCAAUGCACGUUGUCGUCAAGGGCAAGAAGCCGGUUGCGUUCUGCUUUGGUCGCGACGAGACGGAGUUCAUCGACCCGCUUAUCAUUGUUCGGCAAAAUGGAAAGAUGACAGAGCUUCACGUGGAGAGCGAUAGGAGUACUGAAGUCCUCAUCUGUCACAGCCCCCUUGUCUGCGUCCGACAGCAUUUCGAGAAGCCGAACGCAACCUCGGCUCACCCACCGGCUCGGAUCAUCACCUCGUCCAAGAAAGGCUGUGUCCAUGUUGCAUCGCAUUUCAAAUCGGGGUGGGUAUCAGAAGGCUUCGACAUUUCGUGUCCCCCAAAUGAUCCGGCAAUCAAUUCAAUUCUUCCUCUACCAUCAUUGAGCGCCUUCCUCGCCGUCCGUACUAGCUCGGUGGAUCUUGUCGAUCUCGUCACUCACAAAAUCACUCACACGUUCGUCACCCAAACGAUGAGACAUGACAGCCUCCGCUGUUUCCAUUCCACUCGCCGCAGACCGCAAUGUGGGUCAGUGGGACUGGCCAGUCUUGCCAUCGCCUAUGCCCACGCAGAAACCGGCAAUGUUAUCCUCCAGUCUUACCUACCUCGGCAUGAAGGAGAUACCAUCUGCUUCCGCGAUCCAUACACCCCCGGAAGCAAGACCUGCUGUCUCUGGCGCGAGACCGUCGAGCACCGCUACGAAAUUGAAAGCCCCGGUGAAUGGGACGCUUUGAUGACUGGCCAUCUGAUAGGCGUCCGAAAGCGCGAACCACCGCCCAAGGAAGCGAAAUCCAGUCUCCCUGACAACGCCGGUCUCCGCCGUCGAGGUGGCCCGUCGCGAACUCGCAUGUCGGAGACGCCUCUCUCAUGGGCCGACGACGACGAUGUCUGGGAGGUCUGGUCGAUAUCUGGGCGCGGCGAGAGAAACGUCACGCCGCUCUGUGGUGACGCUGAGCGCGAUCACCUACUGGUGAGCGGGCUAGGCCCUAUGCACACGAUGGGUGGACGUACGGUAGUGGUGGGGCUGGGGAACGUGAUCAAGGUCCUCACGGUAGGAAACGACCACUUCGGUCGCGGCGGGAGCUCGACGGAUGAUAGCAUGUUUGUAGGGAUGACGGCUAGUCGGAGGAAGAAAGUGCCGCGCCCACGUGUCGAGACGACUGCGUAA
Drepanopeziza brunnea f. sp. 'multigermtubi' MB_m1 is the source of this 3732-nucleotide messenger RNA. Lineage: Eukaryota; Fungi; Ascomycota; Leotiomycetes; Helotiales; Drepanopezizaceae. The record is from RefSeq and is a predicted model, not a curated record.